AGAAAGAGGAGGAGGAAGAAGAAUCCACGGAUACACAUAUUUUCCCCGCCGCGAAACCUAAGACGGCAGAGAUCAAUUGUUGAUCAAGAAGAAGAUUUUGAAGUUGGGAGAUGAUGGACCGAGCGAAUCACGGAUCGAGCACGCGUAAAAGGGGUCGUCCUCUCGGAGAUGAAGGCCAGGCUCAGCACCCACCUGUUGUUACUACCACUGAUGAGAAUCUGAUUGGUCAGGUUUUUUCCGGUGUGGUUGAAGGUUCUUUCGAGGCAGGAUACUUUCUCAACGUUAAGGUCCUUGACACUGAGAAGCAACUCAAAGGCAUCGUUUUCUUACCAAAUAAAGUCGCUCCUGUUACUCCAGCUACUGAUCUGUUUCCCCAAGCUAAGAUGUAUGUUAGAGAACAUAUCACAACUCCACCAGAGGUUAAGACAAAUCAAUCUGAUAAAAACCAAUCUGCUAUGCUGCCUGAUAAUCAUCCAGUGAGUCUUGGUUCCGAGGCUAUUAAUGAGAGGAAUCAUCCUGUGGAUGCAGAGAUGAAAGAUGUUGGUCUCACUGAAACUAAAGGCCAAACCCUCUCUCUGAUGCCGCAGUUUGCUAGUGAUGAUGUACCCAAAGAGGAUCACACUGUCCUCAGAUCUGAAGCUUGUGAAUCAAGCAAGACAGCAGUUACAGCCACUUCUUCUUUACCUGAAGAUUCUACCACUUUCGUUGAUUUCUUUCCAGCACCUGGAACAAAUCGAAAACAGGCCACGGGAUCCAGCUCGUCUUUCAGCCUUGAACUCUUUCAGAGUGAGACUAAUCAACUGGGAACUGAGGAUGAGAAAUCUCCUGCAGGUGUUGAGCCUCGUGGAGUGGAGGUCAAAUCAGCCUCUCCCGUUGAUGAUGAUGUGCCAGAGGAGCUUCAGCUAGAGCUUGGCAACAAGAAAAUGAAUGCUUCAGCUCUUGCAGCAACUGAAGCAAAUCCUGAGCAGCCUGCUUCAUCCAAGAGUGGUUUCUUGGUGGAUUUGUUUGAAACUAGAGAAGAGACAGUGAAAGAACCAGAACAAUCUAAUGCAGCUUCAGAGAGUGGCUUCUUGGAGGCAGCAACACAAGUAGAUGAUGAUAAUGAUUCUUGAGAAGUGGGAUUGCAACAUCAAAGAAACAGAAGCGCUUUUGUUUUCCUUCUAUUGGUUAUAAACUUAGGGUAGUUAGCGAACUUAUCAGGCUCUUUCUUCUGUCUCUCACUUUAUGGCAUACUGUUUUUGCUCAUUUGCCA
Brassica oleracea var. oleracea is the source of this 1252-nucleotide messenger RNA. RefSeq lists its product as uncharacterized. The transcript has 2 exons. The coding region runs from base 111 to 1112 and encodes 333 amino acids. The record is from RefSeq and is a predicted model, not a curated record. Lineage: Eukaryota; Viridiplantae; Streptophyta; Magnoliopsida; Brassicales; Brassicaceae.